ACAACGAUACACACACACACAGAGAGAGGCGGUUCAGCCGAUCAGAGCUCAAUGAUGUCCACGUCAGUCGGGCUGUGGGCCGGUCGUGGAGACCCACUCAGUGUGUGUGUGUGAGAGAGACAGAGAGAGAGAGACGGGGGGAGCGGAACGUCUCCGUGCGCUCAGUGCUGAGGGGGAGAACCCUGAAGAACACACACACACACACACACACACACACACUCGCGCAUACACACACUCUCUCUCUCACACGCGCAGGCCGCUUUCGGGGACGUCCGCACGAGAAGAAGCGCGAGGACUACAAGCGCGCGGAAGGACGCAGAAGAAGAAGAAGUGAGCGAGUGAACUGCUGCGGAAAGUUCGCGGGCGGACGCGCCGCUCAUUCAUUGCUGGACGGAGGAGAGACGACUGGUGGUGGUGGUGGUGGUGUGUUCCCGGAGUGAUGUCAGCAGAUUGGCCAUGAGGACUCUGCUCCAGUAAGAUGUAGUUCCGCGCAAGGCGUGUAAAGACGAGCAAAGGCGAGAGGCAGCAGCGCAGGCGCCAGCGGUCCGAGCCAAAUGCAAGGAGCACACCAGGUCACGACGUCGUGUGGAAAGAUAAGCCGUUAAUCAUUGACCAGCUGUGGGAAACCCCUGGAGGCAUCUGCCGUAGAAUGCGUUUGCUGCUCCAAGUCCCUCGGCUCUGAAUCACGAUCCAUCUUCACCCCGCUGGAACACCGCAAGCAGCGCAACGAUCCCAUCAACGAAGGCCCCCUUGAGCGCUUGUGGCCUCGUGCUGCUGGACUAGGAGUUCAGAACCAGCGUCAUGUGUCACGUGAUUGUGACGUGCCGCUCCAUGCUGUGGACCCUGCUUAGCAUCGUGGUGGCUUUUGGAGAGCUCAUUGCUUUCAUGAGUACGGACUGGCUGGUGGGCUUUCCCCGGGUGCCAGAGGCCAAGCCAGAGGUACAUGUCUCCCAGGAGCCUUAUCGGCCCACGUUGGGCCUGUAUGGCCGUUGCAUCAAGGUGACGGGCCACCGACGCGGCAUCAUUUGUGGACCCUAUGCCAUGCACUUUGGGGAGAUCGCCAGUGGCUUUUGGCAGGCGACUGCCAUCUUCCUGGCUGCCGGCAUCCUGCUGCUGUGUGCCGUGGCCUUCAUCUCAGUCUUCACCAUGUGCUUCCAGAGCAUCAUGAAGAAAAGCAUCUUCAAUGUGUGCGGCCUGCUUCAGGGCAUUGCAGGGCUGUUCCUGAUCUUGGGUCUGAUGCUAUACCCAGCUGGCUGGGGCUCAGACAAGGUGCAGUCCUACUGUGGCCCAGAUGCCUCUCCCUACAAGCUGGGCCAGUGCUCGCUGGGCUGGGCCUUCUACACAGCCAUCGGCGGCACGGCGCUCACCUUCAUCUGCGCCGUCUUCUCCGCGCAGGCCGAGAUCGCCACCUCCAGCGACAAGGUGCAGGAAGAGAUCGAAGAGGGCAAGAGCCUCAUCUGUCUGCUGUGAAGCCCUGCCACCCCACCAGCACCCUGGAAAACCAGCGCCUUUGUCACUCAUUAAAGGGAUCAAGACAUUUUUGUACCACUAAGACUACCAACAUUCUUAACUGCUCUGUUUGUUUCUUCGGUCGCUCUUUUCGCUUUGUUUGUUUCUCCUUUGCACGGACGCCGUUUGUCCACGUGUUAUUCGGUCUUUUGUCGGUGCCAGCUGUCUUGACACACAGAGUGGAGCGCUAGCUUGUAUAUACUGUACAGAACGUCUUGCCGUGUGGGAUUUUGUGUCCCAACUUUUUUUUUUUGUCCCCUCCACCCUUGAAAAGCAACGCUCAGUAGAUUCUCAGUAAGUGGUUACCAGUCUGGUGUUUGCUGGACGGAAGAAUUUGAACUAGGAAACCACUACUAUUAUCUUAAAUGUCCACGGUUCAUCCUCAGUUCGCAAAGCUACCGAAUGUAGAUGUAAAGAGUGAGAUGAUUCUUUGACCCUUGAAAUGUAUUAGAAAUGUACCUGUGAUGCGUUGUGCCAACUGCUGGUCACCACUUGAGAGAACCAAGUUAAAAGUGCUGUUUGGAGGAUAAUAGAAUACAAAUCCCCUGUGGACAGCAACACAUUCUUUUAUCCUUCAGUGCAGAAAAAAACGUGAUCAUCAAGAGGUAGAAUAGUCCUGUGUUUCUCUCUUUUGUCUUUAUGCUCCUGUGUUGUUCGCCAUUGUGUCAUUGGCCUGGAAAUUUAGAAACCUGUGUAGAGACUUCAUCCCACUGAUGAAGAUGAGACAUCACCCGCCGAGAGGGACUGGAACAGGAAUGGUUGUGCUCUGUUCUUUUUGUACGGAGGAGCGGAUAUGUGUAUCCUAUUAGGCAGGCUUCAGUCUCCGGCUCGCUCGGAAGGAGAAGGUACGAAUACCUGGAUGCAGCACUCUACCACUGGAGUCUGCCAGUCACUAGAGAGGCCAUCAGGCCUGAGCCAUCAGCCCUGGAUGUGCUUCUUCUUGAUCCCUGUCUUUUCAGCAAGGAGUUGCUUCAAGAACCCUGUUUUUUUUCCCCCCACUGAUUGAAAGAAAUGAGUCCUUAUGAAUGUCAGGGGUUAUAAACUGUGCCUUUCCAUCUGCUUUGGGGUUCACCUAUUUUUUUGGCACGGUAUUUGCGAUAAAUGACUUUGCUCCAUUUUCAAGCUGCGUUACUGGGAACAGUGAAUACUAACUAAACUGUCGGUUUUUCUUCCAGCACAUCUGGGGGGAUGAUAUUCUGCAACCCCCCCCCCAGAAAAAAAACUGCAGCUUGUAUGAAUUUUGCUGCGGUUCAGGGACCAAGAGGUGACUCACCGCCAGAGUCUCAUGCUAUACCAUAGAUCCAGCUUGUUCCAUCAGCGCUGUGUCCACAAAAUCUGCUCAAUUACUCCCAGAUAUGACAGAAUGUUUUGCAGAUUCUCCCCCAAGGGUCCAGACAAAUGUCACCAGCAGUUUAGUUUCAUUUGUAUUAUCUCCUCUAAUUAAAACAGUUUCACUCGUUCUGUAUUUGCUAUACUUUUUUUAAACCGGACUGGUCACAUCAAUCAGAUAUUUUGUGGAGUCAACCUUCAGAAAAUGAUGGGCAGACCCGUGUCUGUACUUACUAGGCUAGAACUGCAUUUUUGCAGGCAACUUCCCACUGAUGUUUUGAGUUUUUGGGGUGCAUUUGUUGUGGCUGAAUUUUUUAAAAUAUUUUGAUGACAUUUCAUGUACUGAGAGUUCCCAAAAACAGACAGAAGGAAGGCAGCAGUGAAACAAGAAAGUGCCUGGAAACCUCAAACGCCUCGGUGUUUAAGUGCAGGUGUACGAUUCGGUUCCCCUUCCAGUCCACGCGUGUCGUUUUGUAAUGUUGGGCACUAGUAACCUCUAAGAGCCACGAGUCAGGGUUUUGGCUGUCGGCAGCCAGGUCGCCAAUGGACAGAUUGCUCAACUUGAAACCGAGACUGGAACUGAUCUUUCAAAUCCAGCCCACUGCACUGUGUGCCAUGAAAAGGGUUAUUUGCUGAGGUCUUCCUAUAACCAUGGGGGGGGG
Messenger RNA from Scleropages formosus (Asian bonytongue), 3500 nucleotides. RefSeq names its product LHFPL tetraspan subfamily member 2a (gene lhfpl2a). NCBI's taxonomy places the organism in Eukaryota, Metazoa, Chordata, Actinopteri, Osteoglossiformes, Osteoglossidae. The transcript has 3 exons. Gene Ontology annotation, cellular component: membrane. The coding region runs from base 802 to 1470 and encodes 222 amino acids. The record is from RefSeq and is a predicted model, not a curated record.